AUGCUAACGGAGACCUGUAGAUUUCUCACAAAAGUGGGGGCCAGUGACAAAAAGGCAGAGAGCAGAUCUGAAGGACACUGGAGGAAAGAGCAAGAUAACAUUAUUCAGAUCAGAAAAGUCACACUACACCGGCACGUCAGAGGUCACACUACACCGGCACGUCAGAGGUCACACUACACCGGCACGUCAGAGGUCACACACUACACCGGCACAUCAGAGGUCACACUACACCGGCACGUCAGAGGUCACACUACACCGGCACGUCAGAGGUCACACUACACCGGCACGUCAGAGGUCACACACUACACCGGCACAUCAGAGGUCACACUACACCGGCACGUCAGAGGUCACACUACACCGGCACGUCAGAGGUCACACUACACCGGCACGUCAGAGGUCACACUACACCGGCACGUCAGAGGUCACACUACACCGGCACGUCAGAGGUCACACUACACCGGCACGUCAGAGGUCACACUACAGCGGCACGUCAGAGGUCACACUGACCGGCACGUCAGAGGUCACACUACACCGGCACGUCAGAGGUCACACUACAGCGGCACGUCAGAGGUCACACUGACCGGCACGUCAGAGGUCACACUACACCGGCACGUCAGAGGUCACACUACACCGGCACGUCAGAGGUCACACUACACCGGCACGUCAGAGGUCACACUACACCGGCACGUCAGAGGUCACACUACACCGGCACGUCAGAGGUCACACUACACCGGCACGUCAGAGGUCACACUACAGCGGCACGUCAGAGGUCACACUACAGCGGCACGUCAGAGGUCACACUACACCGGCACGUCAGAGGUCACACUACACCGGCACGUCAGAGGUCACACUGACCGGCACGUCAGAGGUCAACUCAGAGGUCACACUACACCGGCACGUCAGAGGUCACACUACACCGGCACGUCAGAGGUCACACUACACCGGCACGUCAGAGGUCACACUACACCGGCACGUCAGAGGUCACACUACAGCGGCACGUCAGAGGUCACACUACAGCGGCACGUCAGAGGUCACACUGACCGGCACGUCAGAGGUCACACUACACCGGCACGUCAGAGGUCACACUACACCGGCACGUCAGAGGUCACACUAAAGCGGCACGUCAGAGGUCACACUGACCGGCACGUCAGAGGUCACACUACACCGGCACGUCAGAGGUCACACUACACCGGCACGUCAGAGGUCACACUACACCGGCACGUCAGAGGUCACACUACACCGGCACGUCAGAGGUCACACUACACCGGCACGUCAGAGGUCACACUACACCGGCACGUCAGAGGUCACACUACACCGGCACGUCAGAGGUCACACUACAGCGGCACGUCAGAGGUCACACUGACCGGCACGUCAGAGGUCACACUACACCGGCACGUCAGAGAGGUCACACUACACCGGCACGUCAGAGGUCACACUACACCGGCACGUCAGAGGUCACACUACACCGGCACGUCAGAGGUCACACUGACCGGCACGUCAGAGGUCACACUACACCGGCACGUCAGAGAGGUCGCACUGACCGGCACGUCAGAGGUCGCACUGACCGGCACGUCAGAGGUCACACUGACCGGCACGUCAGAGGUCGCACUACACCGGCACGUCAGAGGUCGCACUGACCGGCACGUCAGAGGUCACACUGACCGGCACGUCAGAGGUCACACUGACCGGCACGUCAGAGGUCGCACUACACCGGCACGUCAGAGGUUGCACUGA
Knipowitschia caucasica is the source of this 1734-nucleotide messenger RNA. The record is from the annotation of a GenBank genome assembly. NCBI's taxonomy places the organism in Eukaryota, Metazoa, Chordata, Actinopteri, Gobiiformes, Gobiidae.